CUUACACCUUUACAUAAUGACAGCAGCAGCUCCUUGCCCCAGCUCAUUGCACUCUAACCCCGAGACACACGGCCAGGCCUGCCAUCCUACACAGCUACCACUGGACUGACCUGACCCAAUCUGAAAGAUGGGGCCUUGGACCCUGCUGCUCCUGCACCUUCCCCUGGUGGUGUCCAUGCUCCCAGCCCCUACCAACGUGUCCAUUGUCUCCUUCAACCUGGAGCACACUCUGACCUGGCUGCCAGGUCCAGGGACUCCUGACAACACACAUUUCACAGUUCAGAGCCUCAGGAAGAACUCAUGGCAGCUCGUGAAGGGUUGUGCUAGGUUGAAGACCCGCCAGUCAUGUGACCUCACUAACACGUUCAAGGAUCCCUUCUAUCAUUACAAAGCCCGUGUUCAAGCCAUCACCACUACUCAGAAGUCCAACUGGUCCCUCUCUAUGCUCUUCUACCCCUUGACUGACACAUUGCUGGGCCCUCCAGUGGUGUCCGUGUCCGGCUGUGGGAACUGCCUGCUCCUGCAGGUAACUCCCCCCACAUCCAGGGGCCUGCAGCGCUCCCUGUCCCCCACACAGCUCUACUACAGACAGUUCACCUGCAUGGUGCGCCGGACCAGGGAUGGAUCUCAGUUCAGCAUGUGGGUCACCUCCACUGAGAAAACUGUGAUUGGCUACCUGGAGCCAGGGGCGGAGUAUUGCGUGACUGUCACCCCAUCUACGAGCUUUAACCCUCACUCUGUCCCCUCUGAGCCCCACUGUGCCUUCACCAGCCCUACUGCUGCCAACACAGUGCCUGUGGUUCUGAGUGUACUGUGUGCCUUUAGCCUCCUGGUGGUGCUCCUCUGUGGAAUAGUGGUCUAUAGUGGUCGCCUGCUCUGUGUGCACAAACCUCUCCCCAAAACACUGUCCUCUGUUCCUCUCUGUGGUGGUGAGAUGCCCACAGAUCCCUCGCCUGACCGCUUCAACCUGCUCUCAGUCCUGCCUGUGGUUGGACCCCCAUCACCAUGACUUUGUCCCUCCCAGGCCAUACACAGGGGAGGAGACGUGUCAAGGAAGAAGAUGAUGAUGCAGUUUACUCUGGGCUAUGGACUGGUGGUGGUAUCCUCGAGAUCAAAUAAAUAUUUAACCCACAAUUAUCCAGUGAUAAGAUUAUAACAAACCAUUGUGUUAUAUUUAUGUCUGAGUCAUGACAAAGUUAUAUUAUUAUUUUAUUGUGAAUAAAGCUACUUUGUGAUUGAUUAUAACAUGUAAAAAAAAGGAAUAAGCAAAAGCAAAAUGUGAAAUGUAUGUCGAUGUUUCUAUAAAUGUAUUGAACUAUGUCAUAUUCAACAAGUAGUUGAGGUUUCAUUAUAGACCUGUAAUAAAAGGAGGAAAUUGAA
This is a messenger RNA of Oncorhynchus keta (chum salmon), 1380 nucleotides long. Its product is annotated as interferon alpha/beta receptor 2. Lineage: Eukaryota; Metazoa; Chordata; Actinopteri; Salmoniformes; Salmonidae. The record is from RefSeq and is a predicted model, not a curated record. Gene Ontology annotation, molecular function: protein binding. Bases 128 to 1009 code for a protein of 293 amino acids. The transcript has 7 exons.